This is a messenger RNA of Chaetomium globosum CBS 148.51, 489 nucleotides long. RefSeq lists its product as uncharacterized. The record is from RefSeq and is a predicted model, not a curated record. Bases 1 to 489 code for a protein of 162 amino acids. The transcript has 3 exons. Lineage: Eukaryota; Fungi; Ascomycota; Sordariomycetes; Sordariales; Chaetomiaceae.
AUGAAGGCCUUCCUGAUUCCUCUCGCCGUGAUGGCCUCGUCCGUCAUGGCUCAGACUACUGAGUGCGGCGCCGACUACAUCGUCGAGGCCUGUCUCAGCUCGGAGACAGCGAAGCUCAACGGCUGCGGUGGCAAGGACUAUGACUGCCUAUGCGCCCAGUGGAAAAACAUCCUGACCUGCUACAACAACUGCCCCAACGAUCCCCAGCAGUUCCAUGCCUCCGGUCAGCGCGACAUCUUCUGCGGCUACGCGAGCCAGUUCCCUUCCAACCAGGUCACCCAGGCGGCCCAGCCGACCCAGACGGGAACCACAGCCGCGCAGAACACCCAAAACGCCGGCGCCGACCAGGGCGACUCGACCGAGGGAGACAGCACCUCUGCCACCACCUCCAGCAGCGGUCCUGCCGACACCAACAGCGCCGCCAGCCUCGCCCUUAACGCUGGCGGUGUCCUCGCUGCGGUUGCGGGUGUCUUCGCCGUUGUGCUUUAA